GCGGAUAAUUUGAUGAUAGAAAACAAAGUAGGAGAGGUAACCGAAGAAACUUCAAAUGAAAGUGAUAAUGGUCAACGAAAUCAUUGGGUGUCGUUUGAAGAAGAACCGGAGCUUCCUCUUAUUUCUCAGCCAUCUUACUUUACGAAUAAAACUAGUUCGGAAAAUUAUGUUAAGCGCCUAGAACAAAAAUUACAUCGAAUACGAAAUCCAGCAAAUAUCACCAGCAAACAUAUUGUAACAGCUUUAAGUGAAGCGAAACGUGGUCAAAUGAAUGACUUAAUGGAGAAUGAGGCUCGGGGUGAUUUUUCUUCUCAAUAUGGUCAGAUAUUUGGAACCUUAAAUGAUGAUGAAGAAAUUAAAGCUAGUUGUUGUUGUAUUGUACUAUACAGUCGUUUAGUUCCCAAGAGAGCUAGAACAAAGCAGGAGAUUGAGUGUUUAUUAGAUGAAGAUGAACUAGCAAUUAUUAACUGUCAAUCCAACCAGAGUGAUCCAGAUAAGAGCAUGACAUAUAAUGAAGAUGACCAGAAUUAAAGGUUAUAUCUAUGGUUUUUGUGGAAAACAGAAUGAUGCCUGAAGUCGGUGACGUCAUUUGUUUGGGACUAAAUGGUACAACUGAUGAUAUGUGUGACAUGUUGGUCAGAGUGAGAUUAUCAUAAAGUAUCGUCAUUGGGGCAGGAUAGUUUAUAUAAUCUUUCUUGACGUUCGAAUCUAAAAGUAAAAAUGAGAUUUCGAUGUAUUAAUGUAGUGUUGGCUUGUUUGAACUGUGGUUAACAAAAGAUCGUAUUUUCGCUUCUGUGAACUGAUUUAGGGUAUUUCUGUUAUUAAAUGUGUAUAAGUAUCACAAUCAUUUACCCAGGUGAUGCAUAUAAACAGCCAAUAGACUGUUUAGUUUACGAGUACUAUCUGUUAUGAUUGAUUUACGCUUCUUUUCAGCUGAUUCUGUCCGCUAAUUACGAACUGCAAUCCUAAUUUUUUUAUUAACUUGAAAUAGUAUGUUGAUCGUCGAUCA
This is a messenger RNA of Xenia sp. Carnegie-2017, 1009 nucleotides long. RefSeq lists its product as uncharacterized. Lineage: Eukaryota; Metazoa; Cnidaria; Anthozoa; Malacalcyonacea; Xeniidae. The record is from RefSeq and is a predicted model, not a curated record. The transcript has 3 exons. Bases 13 to 531 code for a protein of 172 amino acids. Gene Ontology annotation, biological process: cilium organization.